This is a messenger RNA of Astyanax mexicanus (Mexican tetra), 5270 nucleotides long. RefSeq names its product RNA binding motif protein 15 (gene rbm15). NCBI's taxonomy places the organism in Eukaryota, Metazoa, Chordata, Actinopteri, Characiformes, Acestrorhamphidae. Gene Ontology annotation, biological process: regulation of alternative mRNA splicing, via spliceosome. Gene Ontology annotation, cellular component: nucleus. The transcript has a single exon. The record is from RefSeq and is a predicted model, not a curated record. Gene Ontology annotation, molecular function: mRNA binding. Bases 183 to 2771 code for a protein of 862 amino acids.
UAGCUAGGUUUGCUAGUGUGUGUUGAAGCUGUGGAGACAAGAUGGCGAAUGCAGUUGUUUUGCUGCGGGAAUGAUUCAGGGCGGAUUUUCGUAGUUUUUUCGUUUAAAUCUGCGUAACUAGGGUGUAGUUUAUACAAGUUGUGAGUGUUUAUUAGGCCAGGCGCAGGUUUAAAGUGCUCGACAUGAAAGGGAAAGAGCGUUCCCCCGUGAAAAAGCGAUCGAGGGCGCUGGAUGAUCUGCGAGACCGCGGAGGGAGCCACCCGAGCAGUAAGAAAAUGGGGGUGAUUUCCAUGUCCGGAGGGAGCAACAACGGCAACAGUUCCUCCAAAAGCGAGGGAGGUUCAGCGAGAAGGAGCCUUCUAGGCGAUAAAAGAGACAGUAGGGACUUUGACGGACAUGUUUCCAGCCGCGCCGGGAACAGCUACACCAGCCCCAACUCGAAGAACCACAACUCGGGCCUGUCGCUGGAGGCAGUCGCCGCCGCCGCUGCUAGGGGCAACUCGCGGGCCGAGCCGCGGACUCCGCUCCCCGCCAACGACAGUGAGUACAAAACGCUGAAAAUCAGCGAGCUAGGCUCACAAUUAAGCGACGAGGAGAUCGAGGACGGGCUUUUCCACGAAUUCAAGAAAUUCGGCGACGUAAGCGUGAAGAUUAGCCGCGUAAACGACGAGAGAAUCGCGUUUGUGAACUUUAGGAGGCCUGACGACGCCCGGGCCGCCAAGCACGCCCGCGGCCGCCUAGUGCUGUACGACCGCCCUCUGAAAAUCGAGGCCGUGUACAUGAACCGGAGGAGAAGCCGCAGCCCGGUGGACAAGGACCAUUUCCCAGCAGUGGCUGGCCACAGACAUUUACACACCCAGAGGCCUCUCUCCCCUACUGGGCUCGGCUACAGAGACUACAGGUUACAGCAGCUCGCUCUGGGCCGCCUUCCUCCACCCCCUCCCCCUCCUCUACCCAGAGAGCUGGAGAGAGAGAGGGAGUUUGCCUUCUAUGAAGCAAGAGCCGCCAGGCCUGCCUACAUCGCUGAGAGGGCUGCUGCUGCUGCCGCUGCCUUCAGAGAAGAGGACUUCAUCUCUCCAGAGGACGACCAAAGAGCCAACAGAACUUUAUUCCUGGGUAACUUGGACAUUACAGUCACAGAAAGCGAUUUGAGGAGGGCGUUUGAUCGUUUUGGGACCAUUACAGAGGUGGACAUCAAGAGACCUACGCGUGGCCAGAACAGCACAUAUGGCUUUCUCAAGUUUGAGAAUUUGGACAUGGCCCACAGAGCUAAGAUCAGCAUGUCUGGAAAGGUGGUGGGCAGAAACGCCAUAAAAAUCGGCUAUGGCAAGGCCACGCCAACCACACGCCUUUGGGUGGGUGGCCUAGGGCUUUGGGUUCCUCUAGCUGCUUUAGCGAGGGAGUUUGAUCGCUUUGGCACCAUUAGGACUAUAGACUACAGAAAAGGUGACACGUGGGCGUACAUCCAGUAUGAAAGCUUGGAUGCAGCUCAGGCAGCCUGCACUCACAUGCGUGGAUUUCCUCUGGGAGGUCCAGACAGAAGGCUGAGGGUGGACUUUGCAGACACUGAGCACAGAUACCAGCAGCAGUUCUUGCAGCCGCUUCCUCUGCCACACUAUGACCUCGUGGCGGAGUCUUUCGUCCACCGUGCCACUCCUGAAGCAAUCAGGGUCAGAGAAAGGACUCCACCACCACUGCACUUUAGAGAACGGGAGCUGUAUGCUGGGGCUGAGUGGCCAGCCCCUGCUAUUCGUGAAAGAGUAAGGACUCCUGCUUUCGAACCUCUAGAGCACUUGGAGAGAGAACGCCGUCCAAGAGAGCCCUGGUCCCUGGAGCGUGAGCUGCCUGGCAGGGAUGCUGCUCGCAAACGGCGCCUACUAGAGGAUGGGCGCCACCUGGAAUGCUCACCUGACAGCAGCAGCGAGUGGGCGGCACGACGCAGGAGACCACCUUCUCUGGAGGGCAGCCCUGGAGGCAGCAGCCGUGAUGGGCGUUUAAGUGACUCAGAGCGUCCGCUUCGAGCAGAGCGGCCGUCCCCAGCCAGAGAACGCCGCAGCAGCCUGGACAGAGGACCUGCAGAAAAGCGCCUCAAGAGCAGCAGCAGCCUGUCAGAGUCCGGCAUCGGAACAAGCCCAUCUGAGAGAAAGCGCAAAGCAGGAGAAGCAAGCAAAGGCCCCUCUAAAAGAGACAGAGCUGAGGGCAGCUCCAAAGGCAGCCAGUCAUCUAAGCAAGAUUCAGGAGGAAAGCUGAGCAUGGCCUGGAACGGCAUGCUCCUCCUGAAAAACAGCAACUUUCCAGCCAGCAUGCACAUCCUGGAUGGUGACCUCAGCGUGGCCAGCAGUCUCCUCGUCGACGGCAGCACCGGAGGCAAGGUCACCCAGCUCCGCAUCACCCAGCGCCUUCGCCUCGACCAGCCCAAGAUGGAUGAGGUGUCUCGCCGCAUCAAAGUCGCAGGCCCGGGCGGGUAUGCGGUUCUCCUGGCAGUUCCUGGCAGCUCCGAGGACACGACGUCGUCAUCCUCCUCCUCAGCAGAUCCAGCAGCAUCGACGCAGCGUCCCCUGCGAAACCUGGUCUCCUACCUGAAGCAAAAGCAGGCAGCCGGGGUCAUCAGCCUACCUGUCGGGGGCAGUCGCGAUAAGGACAACACGGGGGUACUGCAUGCCUUUCCGCCCUGUGAUUUCUCUCAGCAGUUCUUAGAUUCCUCUGCGAAAGCUCUUGCCAAAACAGAAGAGGACUACCUGGUCAUGAUUAUCGUCCGCGGAGCAUCUUAACAAUCAGAACACACCAAAAAAAUGCAUUGUAAAAAAAAAAAAAGAAAAAAAAAAUGUGUCUCAAUUGUGCAUGCUCUGUUAAGCCUGGUGCAGCAAAUUCUAGUUUAAAUGGGUUAAAGUGGGUUUGUGUCAUCUGUUCUGCCAAAUGCAAUGCAUGGGGAUAAAACAUGCCACACUCAGAUAGCUGAAUUGGUUUCCUUAUCGCAAUAUUUGCUUAUCAUUACAAGUUAUGAGUCUUUUGUCCAAACUAAAUCAUCUUUGUGCAAAGCUGUAUUAUAAGAGUGGUUGAUAAAAAGGCAGACAUAGAAUUAGAAAAUUAAAUAUUUGCCAGAAUAUUCUGUACUGUUAUAAAUCCUAUACUUUUUUGCAUAGAAGUUUAGACUACAAGCGGUUGCCCUUACAAGUAAUAACACAGAUGUUGAUUGAUUCAUGUCGUUAUGUUCAUUUUUCUGAUUUAAAAGGUAAAGGUAAUUGACUUCUUGUGACUUAAUGCUUGAAACAAUCACUUAACGAGUCAGUGAUAAGGUGUAACAUAGGCCUAGGUGUGUAGUUCUGUAGCCACCUACAGCAGUCAAGAUCUUUCUCACGUAGAAACUGCAUGUUUUCUCCAUUGUCCUGUUUUGAAACUGUUGCACAGGUAUUUCACGUUCAGAGUUCUGCAUAAUAAUACAGGCUAAUGUUGUAUACAGUGAUAGACACACAAUGUACCUUAGUAUUAAAAUGUUCAUCAGUGUGGAACUGGACAAAAAGAGCUACUGAGGCUACAAAUUAUUGAUUUGUGUCAGAUUUUAUUAUACCCAGGACCUCUUAAAACAUGAAUAUUUGGUUUAAUUUGAGCUACAUCUUUUAAUUUUACAUGUUUAUAAAAGGUACAGUAAGUUGAGUGCAUAUUAAGUUUAUAAUUUCAAAAGGUUAAAGAUAAAGGUUUCUGCUGUGUGAAGCAUAUUGAUCAGUGUGAGAUAUGGUAUACUGUGUCUUUCUUUUCCUUCCUAAAGUCAUUUAAAUUUGUAGUAAAAUCUAGUCAUUUGAGACAUUUCCCAUUUUAUAAUUUGAGUUUUUCUCUUCUCCCACACUGAGUACACGAUAAUCUCUGUUAAAGAUUGGUGAUUUAAUCAGUCCCUGGUUUCCAUUAAUUUCAGUGCUGUUGGUAUUAUCAUUAAUUAUUUAAAAUAAUUAUUAUUAUGCCAUCAAGUUUUUAGUAAUUAUAGCUUUGGAAUGCACUCAAAUAUUUCACAAAUCUGGUCUUUUCAUUUACAUUUUUGUCAACACAGUUUUUGCCAAGGUUUUGUUGUUUUUCCCACAUUAAUGUAAUUCAGGAAGAUAUGAUGAUCCUCUCAAAUUUACAUGUAGGUACAAAAAUAUGAUGUACCUUAAGGUUCACAGUUACUUGAUUAUUGAUGUGAUGUAAUUAAUAAUGUAAUCCUAUCAUAAUAUAUCUUACCUAUAUUAACCACAGUUAUCAUUGUAUUUCAUACUUCAAACAGGGCUGCUCUGUGCUUAACCUUUUUUUUUUUUUUUUUUUAGAAUAUUUGCAAAAUAUUUUAUUUUGAUUAAUUAAAAUUGUUUAAAUAGUAAGAUUAUUUGGUUACAACAAACAAACAAUAGAAUAUCUCAUUGCUGUUUCAAGACAAACAUGUGUCUUCAAAGCUUUAACUCUACAGGAGAAGUGUAUGUAAUUUUGGAGCAUUUCUAUUGGUCAUCCUUUCUUAAAUUCUUUGGGCAAAUUUUGACAAUGUGAAAGACAGCUGCUAAACUAAAAAUGAAAAAAAGUGGAGAUACAUGUUUGUUGGACAUGGACUAUCUGAAAUUGGUAAAGCAGAAUCUGUUAAUAAACCGUUACUUGAAAUAAAUAUAAGAACUUUAAUUUCUAUUCACAUGCAGCCCUGAAUUAAAGUAUGUUUCAAGUUUUCUGAUUUCUCAUCAGUUAUAUUACAGAUAUAUUGACGCUCAGUGUGUUUCAUUUAUUUUCAGACUGGUAGCUUAUAGCUUUACGUCAUGCAUUUUUUUUUCCUGUUUUGUUUUCUUCUCUUAAGUUGAUUUAAGUCAGUUGCAGUUUAAGGAAGGGUUCUGAUUAUUAACAAAUUUGGAGAUGUCGUGUGUUCUAGUUCUAUUUUUCAUUUUAAGAUCACACUAAAUUUCAUUAUGAAACAGAUUGGUUUGUGUAUUGAGAAUUUCAAAACUGUGUGUGAAAGAUAUACUGGAUAUACUGUACCUUCAGUAGACGUCUCACAGGAUGAGAUGAUGUAAAAGGACCAUUACGCCAGAGGACUUUCACCAUGGCCGGAAUCAGAAAUGAUUGUUUGAGCCCUUUGGAUGCAGAGGGGCAAGAGCUUUCCGUUUAAUGAUUGUGUAUUCUCGCUGAGAGAGCAGCUUCACACUUGUGUAAUUGUUUUUUUGUGCUUACAGUUCCCAUAUUUAAACGGAAAAAUGACCCUCUUGCUUUGUGCUGUGUUUCCCUGAUUUCUUGAAGGAGAGCAAAAAAAAAAAAAAAAGAGAGAG